This is a messenger RNA of Polyodon spathula (Mississippi paddlefish), 3732 nucleotides long. RefSeq names its product ATP-sensitive inward rectifier potassium channel 1-like. Gene Ontology annotation, biological process: regulation of monoatomic ion transmembrane transport; potassium ion import across plasma membrane. Bases 268 to 1386 code for a protein of 372 amino acids. Lineage: Eukaryota; Metazoa; Chordata; Actinopteri; Acipenseriformes; Polyodontidae. The record is from RefSeq and is a predicted model, not a curated record. Gene Ontology annotation, molecular function: ATP-activated inward rectifier potassium channel activity. Gene Ontology annotation, cellular component: plasma membrane. The transcript is spliced from 3 exons.
AGUCCCGUCUUUCUGCGUUAGGGAGUUUAAACUGAGGCAUGUGCCCUGGCUUAAAGAAUUUUACUGGGGAUUAAAACAGCCGGCACACGCUGGGAGACUCAGUAGAAAGAAACAAAAAGCGAGACGGAAAGUGUAUGAAUAAACCAAGGACUGAACAGAGUGCUCUUGCGUUAGCAGGAUUUAUUUGAAAACAACAGUUCAAGUCUCUGGUUUUGGCGAAGGCAAUGGAAGCGCAGGGAGGUUGCUGACUCGGACCCGGGAGGAGGAAUGUUCCAGACCUUCCGUAAGCACUUUGCAGACCACCUGGCUGAACGUACAACCAGGAGAUCCCGGCUGGUGUCCAAAGAUGGCCACUGCAACAUCGAGCUCGGCCAUGUGGAUGGGAAAAACAGACUGGCCUUCCUGUCCGAUAUCUGGACCACCUUCCUGGAUAUGCGCUGGAGGUACAAGAUGACCAUCUUCAAUGUAGUUUUCCUGGGCUCCUGGUUCAUCUUUGCUGUGUUUUAUUAUGUAAUCGCCUACGUGCACGGGGACCUGCUUGAAUUCGACCCACCCCAGAACCAUACCCCCUGCGUGCUGAAUGUCUUUGGGGUCACCUCUGCGUUCCUCUUCUCCAUCGAGACCCAGAUGACCAUCGGCUACGGUUACCGCUGCAUAACGCCAGAGUGUGGGAUUGCGGUCUUCAUCGUGGUGGUCCAGACUAUAGUGGGGACUUUCAUCAACGCCUUCAUCUGCGGUAUCAUGGUGGCCAAGCUUGCGCGGCCCAUCAAGAGGACUAAGACAAUCUCCUUCAGUAAGACUGCUGUCAUCAGCAACCUCGAGGGCAAGCUGUGUCUUUUCAUCCGGGUAGCCAAUCUCCGCAAGAGCCUUCUGAUCAAUAACUACGUCUACGGCAAGCUCCUGAAGACCACCGUGACCCCAGAAGGCGAGACCAUCGUCCUGGACCAAGUGAAUAUUGAUUUUGUGGUGGACGCCGGCAAGGAGAACAUGUUCUUCAUCUGCCCGCUCACCCUCUUCCACGUAAUCGACAGCUCAAGUCCCUUCUUUGAUAUGUCGAUGGACACCCUUGCCCAGCAGGAAUUUGAGCUGGUGGUCUUCUUAGAUGGGAUUAUGGAGUCUACUAGCACCUGCUGCCAGGUGCGGACUUCCUAUCUGCCUAAGGAGAUCCAGUGGGGGUACCGCUUUGCCCCCAUUGCCUCCAAGUCCAAGCAAGGAAAGUACUCUGUAGACUUCGCAAACUUCAACAAGACAAUUGCGGUGCCCACGCCCCACUGCGCCUUCUGCUUCCUCGACGAGAAGGGGCACAGAGAGGAACCCAAAAAAGGGUAUGAUAAUGCAGCCUUCCAACACAGUACCGAAACACCAAUGGAUGACACCAAAAUGUGAGUGAAGGAUUGAGGAGGGUGGGCACUUCUGAAGCAGGAUCACCAGGGGAAUUAACUUGGAGGUCUUUCCAUGGUUUAGUGCAAAGACAGUCAUGUGUUUUGAUAGUUUUAUUCAGUGUAAAGUUACAAAUGUUUUUAAACUGUUGUCCAAGGAUUGGGGCUUGGUGGGUGGGAUGAAUGCAUUUCAACUGUGGUUCAAUUUUCUGAAGGACAGCAAGGAGAACUCAUUGGAAUUUAACUGUUAGCUUCAAGUCAUAUUACAAUAAAUGAAAGAUUUUACAAAGUAGAUUUGCAACACCGGGGCCCCCUUUGAGCAAUGGUUCCUCUGCUCCCCAGUUCUUGCAGUGUGCGAAAUAAGCUUCAUGUUGAUCAGUACAGGUUCAUUUAACUCCAACCACAAGUGUUUGCAAAAUAGAGACUUUUCAGCACCUGAACUUGAACUUCCUUUGUAUGGUUUAUAGGAUCCUUGUUCUCUAAUAUGAAGUUUUUACUUGAGUUGAAGUGCCUUCCAAUUGUCGUGACAACAAAAGAAGAAGAGUUUUUUUUUUCACAAAGCUGUCGCUAGAAGAGAACUGUGGACUCAGCUUGAUUUAUCCUUACCCACCUGGAGUCUUGUCAGUGGUACAGAAAUUCAUUGAACUAACUCAGGAUUGAGCAAUGAAACAAUAAAAGACAAUUGAAUACAAAAAUCAAGUUUUCAGUUUAGACUUAAAAGAAUCCACUAUUUCAACCUGCCUGAUGCCGACUGGAAUAGAGUUCCACAAACAAGGAGCUCAGAGACAAAAAGCCCUGGCUCCAGAUGGUUUAAGAUUUUUUGGAAACACACUUUGUAUCAUUUUUUCUUUUUCUGUCCUCAGCUACUAGUCAUGUCUGACCUCCAAGUUACACUCAAGUGUAACUAUUAAACUUGUCCCCCCUGCAACACUGCCUCUUCCGCUGAAGACGGGAUCUUCAAGAAGGUUAGACAUAGAAGAAUGAUGAGAAAAUGAUACAAAGCAGAUCUAAGCAACAGUAAGAAUGUGUUAGUUAAUACAACUGGUAUUUCAUACCCACCCUGAGCUGCUCUUUAAAGAAAGCUGCUAUUUAAAACCAGCUGUGCACAUUCCAAACAUAUAAGGUCUUAAAAUGUUUUAUUAUCUUAAGCUGAGGGAACACAAAGCCAGUUUUUCAGGAACAGUGGCGCGAAACCUGGUUCCAGGGGACAGGCAGACCUAGCAGCCUUUGCUGUAUCAAACCCCAAGUCUCCUUUGGUGUGCCGUGGCCUGAAACCUUCUCUCCUGAAAUCGAGUUCCCAGCCACAAAGAGGCUUCGUGUUCCCUCAGCUUUAGAAUCCCUUUAGUUCCCUGCAGUUUUAAAAUUGCUAAAUGUCAGAUCUACAGCACGUUUCACUGCGUGACGCAUUCCAUGAAUAAAAAGAAUAUUAAAAGUGAAAACUAGAUCUGCAAUAGUCUCUUCUGUUGGUAACAAACAGAGGCUGCCACAGUUUCUGGGUCUAGCACAUAGGGAUGAAAGCUGUAAAGGCUGCACAGUGAUUUGGCUUUCCCCGGGACAUGUUUUAAAACUCCAAACAGCUGAGAAAUGCUUCAUAAAUAUCAAGCGUAUUGAAUUGAUGUAAAGGUUGUAAUAUGUGGCAUACAAGUAAGACUCUCACUCAUGCUGCUAAAUGCUUCCAAUAUUAACACGAUUAGAAUGAUCACAGACUAUGGGUAUUCUAUUUGUGAAGAUAUUAAAGAUGCAUUGAAUAUUCAACACAGGCAAGGCACCUGUCUAUCCCCUUUGGUCACAAUUGUUAUAUUUCAUCUGAUCAGAAUUUAUGCAUGCAUUAUAAAGUACAGCAUAGAAAUGAAACAGUUACGGUAUGCUGUGCAAUUACACAUGUUGCUGAGGUAAGAGGAUAUUCUCAGGAAAGAUAACAGGGUGAACUUGCUAAGUCAUUUCAUGGAUUUGCUCAAACUAGGCAAACAAUUGCAAACCCCUUGAUUUGACAUUCUUUACCAGGCUAAAUAUUUUGCGAUGCUUUUACCAUGGUACACCACAGUAAAUAAUAACAAGAGUUGUCAUUAUUAUUAUUGAUUUAGUUGACAGGCACCUUUAGACUGUUCACGCACUGGAGGUUGACUCUCUUUGUGAUCUUACUGUAAAUGUACACCAUAUGAAUAAGCGCUCAAACAAACUGUCAACUGACUGCCCUCAUGGGCCAACUGCGCAGUAACAGGCAGGUGAAUUUGCUUGUUAUUUACCACUGUGUGCAGUAUGUUGGUCUGUUUUUAAAAGAUGCAAACAGUUCGGAUUAUACUGCAAAUCCUAAUGCUAUUAAAUAAAGUCAUAUAUGGACGUAUUUAUUUUA